Messenger RNA from Danaus plexippus (monarch butterfly), 3187 nucleotides. RefSeq names its product heparanase-like (gene Hepa). Gene Ontology annotation, cellular component: membrane; extracellular matrix. The record is from RefSeq and is a predicted model, not a curated record. The transcript has a single exon. NCBI's taxonomy places the organism in Eukaryota, Metazoa, Arthropoda, Insecta, Lepidoptera, Nymphalidae. The coding region runs from base 293 to 1837 and encodes 514 amino acids. Gene Ontology annotation, molecular function: hydrolase activity, acting on glycosyl bonds.
GCAUUAGUACAUGGAUCUUUUGAAAGUUGAAACAACGUUGCGGAGGAGAGAGGCGUCUAGACUUAAGGGAAGGAGUGGCUGGCGCCAGUCAACAAUAUCACCGUCUGACCUGCUUCUAAAAUUGUGAGACGAUAUGUUUUUUCUAAUUGGCCCUUAGCGGCUUUAGUAAAUAAGCAACUAUGGAAAUUUAUCGUCGCUGAUCGAAAAGAAGUUAUUAAAUUUAUAAGAACUUUUAAUAAGUUAUGUGUUAAAACUUCAACGUGCUCCAAUAUUUAUAAAUUUUGCAUUAAAAAUGUUAUCCAAUAAACGUUUGGUAGCUUCAUGUGCAUUAGUUUUGUGUUUGAAUAUUACCUUGUUAGUACUCUUUGCAAAGUAUAAUGUUGGAGACAAAUGCUACAUAACAAUAAACGAGCAUCAGAAAGUGCUGGCGGUAUUGCCUGACAACUUUUUAAGUUUUGGCAUUGAUGCAUCUGAAAUACAGGAUUAUGAUAAGGUUGAUUUUACAAGUAUUCGAUUAAGAGAAUUAGCUUCGGCUCUUGGCCCAGCAAGAUUACGUUUGGGAGGUACAAUGUCUGAUAGAUUAAUUUUCAGUGCUGAAGACUUACCUUCAGUCUCGUGUGAUCACUGUCUGGCAUCAAGUCACAAUGAAACAGCCUGUGUUGCUCUUAAAAAAUUAUGUAAGAAUAAGUUUUUGCCAUUCUUUCUAAUGACCGGCCGUAAAUGGACAGAAAUAAAUGAAUUUUGUCAAGCAACAAACACAAAGUUAUUAUUUACAUUAAAUUUACUGCUUCGCGAUAGUCAUGAAUGGAAUUCUCAAAAUGCUGUUGAAUUGAUAAAAUAUUCUAAACAGAAGAAGUUUGAUAUUGACUGGCAACUUGGAAAUGAGCCUAACUCUUUCAGACAUGUAUUCAAUUUGACUGUUACCCCUCAAGAAUUAGCUCAUGACUUCAAAAAGCUUCGGAAUCUCCUAAAUCAUCAUGGAUAUAAAAAAUCAUUAUUAGUAGGGCCUGACACCACUAGGCCCCAAGAUCAUCAACCAAACUGUCUGAAAUAUAUGGUGGAAUUCCUAGGCAAUGGUUCACAUUUUGUAAAUGCUAGAUCAUGGCAUCAGUACUACCUGAAUAGUAGAACUGCUAAGUUACAAGAUUUUUGGAAUCCUGAAACAUUUGACUUGCUUAAAGAACAAAUCGAAACUAUGCAAAAUCACACCAAGAAAUAUCACAAUAUACCCAUGUGGCUCAGUGAAACUAGUACUUCUUAUGGCGGUGGGGCCCCUGGUUUGUCCAACACAUAUGCUGGUACUCCUCUAUGGGUAGAUAAGCUGGGCCUGUCUGCUAAAUAUAACAUUUCCACUGUCAUAAGGCAAAGCUUUUAUGGAGGAAACUACAGCCUUGUAAAUGAAGAACUCGAACCUCUUCCUGAUUGGUGGGUGAGUGUGUUAUAUAAGAAGUUAGUGGGCAAUAAAGUUCUUCAUUUGAUGUGUAAGUGUUCUCCACAUCAGAGAGUUUAUGUUCAUUGUGCUAAUAAGAAUUAUACAAAUGAUUCAAGUGCAAUAACAGUUUAUGCCAUUAAUUUAGAAAUGGAAAAAGUCCAAUUUCUUCUCAAUGGCACUGCCUUACAUGGUGAUAAUAUAAUAAUUGAUGAAUUCAUAAUAAGUGCUCCUUCAAAUAACAGGCGAACAAAAACCAUACUUUUAAAUGGCUGGCCACUGCAUUAUGAGUCAGCUAGUCUUGACCUGCAACCCAAUCACAAGAAAUAUAAUAACCGUAUAUCUAUGCCGCCAUAUUCCAUAGGAUUUUGGGUUAUUAAAAAUACGUCAAUUAAAAUAUGUAAAUGAAUUUACUUCUAAUGUUGACUGAAAAUAUUUUACACAAAUAUUUAAAAUACUAAGCAUUAAAAUCUAUUAUCUAUACAUUUGCAUUCCUAUAAUAAUCCAUCAUUGCAUUCAACUUAUUUAAUGUAUACACAUAUAGUAUAUUGUGAAUGCCAAGAACAAAUAUUUAAAAAUUUUACACUUGUAUUAUUUUUGUAUAUUAUUUCUUUACGGGUAAAAUAUAUUUCUCACUAAAAUUUAGUCAGUAAUUUUAUAAGAACUUGUCAUUUAGCCUUGUAUUGCAUUCAAGGAGUUGACACAACUGUAUUGAACUAUACACAGACCCUUGAUGAUAAAUAAGCACCAAUAAAAGAAUCUACUCAGGUUCCAGUUGCAUUCAAUUGAUCUUUACAAUGUAGAAUUGUUUAUUUUUAUAUUUUAUGUUAGGAAAACUAAUCAUUUAUGAGAUCUGUGUCCUGUAAGAUUGACUUUGUAUACAGUUAGAACUGUUUAAAUUGUAACCAAUUACCAUAGAUAAAAAAUUAUAGUGCAAUUUAAAUGGCAAAUAAUUCAAAACUUUGUCCAUAAACUUGUCCGCAUACUUUUAAUUGCCUUGUCAUAAUAGAUUAUAAGAAUAUUACAUAUAUACUUUUCAUAAAACAAUCAACACAAGUUUAAUUAUGUAUAAGACUUAUUUUUCACAUAAUUAUAUUUGUAGAAUAAAUAUAUAGUUUAAAUAUAUGUAAGUGCCAAAAUAAACACAAUGUAAGAAUUCUGCUACUUAAAUGCUUUACCUUUGUAUCUAUUCAACAAAUGCUUUUAUAUUUAUAUAAUACAAAAUAUCUUUAUGUUAUUAUAUAAUCUUACAUGCUGUUGUGAAUUGGUGCCUAAAUUUAAGACUGACUAGUUUUACAGAAUUAUUUGUUUCUCAUAUGACAUGCUGAAUAUUUGCAUACUAAUGAUUGUUGAUAUAGUAAAUGAUGUACAUACCAGUGAAACGCAGAUUACAAAGUGACUUAAAAAUUAUUUUAAGAUGUUUAAUCUGUAAUAUUUGAGCAGAUUAUAGAAAUAAUCUAGGCAACAUUCACUAUUAAAGAUAUUGUCAUAUUAUUGUCAAAAAAUGAGAUAGACCACACUUUCAAGGCUUAAUUACUGUGUAUUAAAUGUGCCUUUUUAUAAAGUUCUAUUAUAAUGCUAUUUUAUAUAAGGAUAGUUUUGUUAUACCAUUUUGUGAAUCCGAAACUAAUUCUAUUUAUAUGCUUAAAAUGUGCCACGAAUUUUAUACAGCUGUCAAAAUAUUUACUUUUUGUAAUUGUACUUGUUAGCUUAUCACAACUUGUCGAAUGUUAAGUAAUAAAAAAACAAGCAAAUGUU